Molecule: messenger RNA, 6218 nt
Organism: Diabrotica balteata
Lineage: Eukaryota; Metazoa; Arthropoda; Insecta; Coleoptera; Chrysomelidae
Source: the annotation of a GenBank genome assembly
ACUCACAAUGAAAUCACACCUGAUAGUAUUAGUCCGUAUUUUGCUGUGUUAACGUAUAGAGCACUUCUCCUGCACUUUUGAUAAACUUUGUGACAUAUCGAAAUAACAUGAUCAGUUUUUAAAAGAAAUAUCAAGUUAACGGUAAAGUGUAUAGUAGAUCUUAUUCGCCAACACGUACAACUUCAUGAAAGUCAAGAUGCAGUAUUUUACAAUCUCAAAAAUAAGACUAAUCACCCUGUUGAUAAUCAAUGAGCUAAUGACUUUAGCUUUAGCCCUACCUCGAGCAAAAGACAGUAGAGGUACUGGAGAAGUGAUAGCUAGAAAUGGUAUACAAACAGAGCCCACAUGUGAGGAGUUAAAAGCGAUGUGGAGGUUUUCAAAGAGACAAUCGAGAGCCGCGGAAAUAACAAAUGAACUACCCAUGUACAGAGAUCCUUUUAGGGAGAACGUCUGGACGCCGUAUUAUGCUACAUCACGAAGCGUCGGAGGACAAAAAAUUGGACGUUUUAGAACUCGGCCCAUAUACGGAACUCUCAUUACCACUCCUCGAAGUAGUGACGAAAGAUACAAAGCUUUUCAAGAAGUCGCUAGAUUGUAUGGAAUGCCGAUAUCAUCUGAACCAAGGCGAAAAAUGACGACGACCUUCCGUUUACCUGGAGGAGGCAGAAUUCGGACAGUCGGCAUGUCACCCGUUCAAGGAAGUUUUCAACAUUUAAAGGAAUUAAUUAAAACAGAACGGGCUCGUGAACUAGAGCAACAAAGAGCGAGCGAAGAAGCAGCCGCUCGAGCUGCGACACUUAAAGAAUUAGCAACCGGGAAACAGAAGACCCAUGGAUAUAUGGAUACAUAUGAAUAUCUCGCAGACGAACCUGAUUUUGACCCUGACGAAGAAAACUUACAGAAACCAGGACUUCUUUCGUUCCCUAAUCCGAUGGCACCUCCAUCUAGAACGAUGAAUCUCAGAAUGGUGCCCGAUUUAGCGUACACACGGAGCGCAGGUCGACCUCGGACAUAUAGACCUACAAUUUUUGAUACUUCUUUUACUGACGGUUACAGUGGAUAUCUGCCAUAAGUAUUUAGAAACAAAUAGAUCUUAGGUAGAUGUUAUGCCACCAUAUUUACAUGCUCUAGUAAAAGCCACAUUAACUUAUGGAGGAAGUUCUAUGUUUCCUAAGCUUUCCUAGAAGAGAUAUCCGCAUCAUAUCAUGAUAACAAGAAAAUUAUUUAUCUUAGUGUUAGUCUAACUAUCUGCCCUCAUUGACUUUUGUAAGUAAGAAGGAGUGAAGAACAUUUAGUCCAAAGUAUAGUGUUAUUUUCUCCAUGAAUUGAUUAAGAUCUAGGACAAUCCGUUGCCGACAAUAUUUGCGAGCCGCAUCGGGGCAAUCUCAUCGAUAGGAUCUCACUGCCAGACUUCCAAACGCUAUCAAACGACACUACCUGAAAAAUCAAUAUUUACUUGAUAAAGCUUGACAGAGACUAAAUGUUUUUUACACGGAGUAUUACUUCAAUAUUACAUACAUGUAUUUCAAGCUUUAUACCAUGUAAAACUUUUAUUUUAAAGAAAUAAUAAUGUUGUUUAUUGAAAUUUACUAUUUAGUUGGGAAUAAGCCAUAAUUUUACUUUAAAAUGAGUUUAUUUGACGCUUCGAUUUCCACUUCGGAAAUAGUUCUCUAUAUAAAUAGCUUUAGAACAAUAAUAACAUUGUUAUUAUGAUACCUAAGAGGACUUUGACUUCUACUGUAAAUAUUUUUAAAACUAGGCCAAUAGCCAUGCAAUAGAUAAAUGUAUGUCGUAAAGUUGUGCUUUAAAGACAUAGUGUGUAUCUGCCGUUAUUGGAAGUUUGACAGUAAGUUUCUUAGAGUUGCCCCAUAGCGAAAAGCACCUGAGGAAAGAUAGCGGGACAAGUCAGCAGCGGAGAGUCUCUUUCCAAUUAAAAGUUGAUGAGUUUCCAUUGAGCAAUUUGGAACCCAAUAAAUAUUUCUAUAAACAAUUCAAACGGAUAAAGUUUCCUAACAAGACAAUAAUUACGUCUAGAAAAAUAUUCUUGAAAACACAUUUUGUUUAUAGAUUUGAGGUAAAAUUGCCCGGUAUGAAAUAAUAUUAUGAAGUUUACAAGAUUUUUCGUACAACCCAGAUGAAGUUUUAUUUUUAAUGGUUGUAGGAAAAAACAAUGCAAAACGUACGGAGUAUAUUUUUCGUACAAUAUAAGAAGUCAGUCUGGAAUGUACAGGGUGUAUUGUGAUGAAGAUAUUUUUCAGUGUGUAACUGUUUUGUUGGAGGCUGGACAUUUUUGGAUUUUUUUGGUAACAGAACAAUGUCUUUAUCACAAUUCAUCUAAACGAAUAUACAAUUAUAGCAAUUAUUGUCCCGAAAUUAGAUUUGUAUAUUUUUUGUACUAAAAUAUGCCUAAAAGUGCACCAAUAGUAGUAAAUAAGAAACUGAUAACAGUAGAGACUUCUAUUGUAUAAUUAUUAAGUUCUAUUAUCAUGUUUCUGUUGAAAUUUUUUCUUGUAUUAUUAUUUAUUUUGAAUCUUGUUAAAGUUCCUGUACCGGACGUUUCUUUACCUCGCUACGUCUUCUAAAUACUCGUAUAUUAUAUUAACUCUAUUUACUAUUUCGAUAAUAUUCGAUUUCGAUAAUAUAUUAGAUUAACUCAAUGCAAGAAUGAGAGACAAAAACCAAGAAACACCUUCGUGAAUUUUACAAACAACAAAUAUUAUGGAUAUAUAUUCGAAAAAGUAAAAAAACUUGUGUACUUCUGGAUGCGAAUUGUUGGUAAAUGCCAAGAGGUUGACCAACAGUAAAAAGGUAGAGAAAAUAUUAAGUAAAAUCAAAAUAUCCAUCUAGAACCAUUUAAUAAUAAUGGUCAAAAUAGAUCAGCCUCUUUAGCAGAUGUAGAACCUAAAGUGGCCUACGAGUGGAUAUACAGAAUUAAACUAAGCAAUAAACAAUACAAUAUACUAAACAAUAAGCAAUGGAAAAUUGGUCAUUUGCACACAAUUCACUUUUUUAACUGCUGAGGUAAUUUUGGGUUUUAUUAACACUUUAAGCCCCAGGCUUAAAGCACUAUGCAUGUCACAGAAUCCUAAAGAUUUUUUCUUGUUAUCAGGCCCACUAACGCAUGUAUACGACGGGUAUAAAAAAUAGGCAAAUUUGCUAAUAAAACUUGUUACAAAGUUAUUUGAAAAAGAAUUAAUUAAAAUAUUUGCUUCAUUUACUUCGAGUUGAAAACAUGAAGUUACACACAAACCAACAUUACAAUUUGAACACAUAUAUCUGAAUUCACUCAUUUUUUCAUCUGAAUCUUUCUUUAACUGCAAACAAUAACAUCAUGGAACCUUCUAAUCUGAAACUGAAGCAGGAAAAUGUCGACAAGAGAGCCUGUCAAAGAUUUCACCUUGAUUUUCAACUUUAAAUCUGCUAAACAUUCUUUUUCUGGUUUUUUUGUCCAAUAAAGCGCAUGAGCUUUAAGAAGUGAGAGAUUCACCAUAUGGAAGAAUAGUUUCUUGUGACGUAGUAUUUGCAAAUUUGUGUCUCAAGCUAUUUACAAUUAUUUAAAUAAAUUAAGGGUCAAAUUAAUUGAAUUUACAAGUCUAAAAUGAAAGCUUUUGCCUUCAACGCUGCAGAAAAAAAUGUAAAAACGUCCCCAAUGCCUACGAAGAUCAUUUAGAGAUCAAGUAAGCUAGGCAAAGAAAAUAAGAAACCUACAAUAUGAAUAUGAUCAGAAUAGAAAGAGCUAAAACGAACUAUUAAGAGGAAAUACAGUAAAAACUGUGGAAAGUCUUUAGUAGUAUAACAAAAAAAACAGCUAAAAAUCUACCUUACAAUGCUAGCGAAACAAGUUUUAAAAAAAUUAAAUGGAGACAUGAUAAAGAGGUAGAGGAGAAAUCCCUUGCAAAGAUAUUUUCUCAAAUUACAACUAAUUUAAAUAUACGGCACAAAUAAAUACCUUGACCAGUUGAAUAAAAUAAAGUAAUUCUUUUUUUCACUUUCUACCAUAAAAACAUUCAUAAUUCUUUAAUAUAUGCUCAAUACAUGUAUCUGAAUUUAUGCUGUUAUAAAUAAAACUGUCGAUUAUUGCUGAUCACAUAAGUUUCUAAUAGAAUAUGUUCUUUAGUUUCAUUUAAGCCUUUUGUCUUUCCAUUAUUGAUAAUAUUCGACUGAAAAUAAUUUUCUUGGAGCCAAAAAAGUACGUGUAAGAGAUGAAGAAAUAGUUCGGUACAAGCGAGAUCUUUGUUUUUAUUGUAAGUACUACUUUUCUUCCAUAGUUUUAGAAUUAUAUCAUACACCGUAGCAUAUCAGCGUCAUACUCAAUUAAAAACUUCAGAUAUCACAAAACUAAGUAGUAUAUUUUGUAAUACUAUUAAAAGCAACACGAUAUUUUAUAAAUAAUAUUUUACAUACCUAUCAGACUAUAAUGUAACAAACACAACAAUCAAAAUUCUUUAAAAUAGUGGCGUAAACUAUGUUAUGAAAGUAAAAAAACCUUGCUCUAUUGUCUUCACUAAAAAGAGAGGAUUAAUGGAUACAACAAUCCUAAACAAAUCCAAAUAAUACUACUGAAAGAAACAAUAUGAAGCCGCUGAAAGGUAGACAAAGGGAGAUAAAUCAAAGGAAGAGACAAAUUUAAUCAAAUUAAUUUUAAAGUGGUGGCCAUAAGGAAAAAAAGAGAAAAAGGUCUCGAAGAUCAUUUAGAGAUGAAAUAGACGACGCAAUGAAAAGAAGAAGAUGGAUAUGAAGAUUUUCAGAACAGAAAGAACUGAAGAGAACAGCUGAGAGAAGGAAUAUAGUAAAAAACUAUGGAAAUCCUUACUAGUAAUACUUCUUGGUUGUCAUAAUAUGUUCUUUUCAACCCCAGUGGUACAUUUCAACCAUUAAAUAAAUGUUUAAUAUGUACCUAGAAUAAAAAAAAUGGUCAAAAAUAGAUCAGUCUGCUUAGCAUCUACAGAUUUCAAGAAGAUAACAACUUAACACAUUGUUCAACAUCAAAGUUCUAAAACAACUAACAAAAGCUUUUUCUCUACAUCUACCACUUUGUUCAAAAUAUUUCGAGAAACUGUAGAAAAUAAAAUGCAAGGAAUUUGCAUACCAGUAAAAGAUAAAUACCUUAUGCUGUGCUGACAAUAAAUUAGUCAUCGUACUGGACAAAGACAACCUCAGUUAUAUGUGAUUCGAAAAUUAGAACAGAAUUACAAAAGACAUGGAAUGUAUACAAUCAUAACAACAGAAUUAAGGCAACAGAAGAACGACAAAUGAAAGGAUGAGGCUAAUUAAGUAAUUUGUAAUAUCCAAUGUGAGGAAGUAAGAAAAGAGCCUGUAGAUCAUUUAUAGAUUAAGUAGACAAAGAAAUGGAAAACAAAAGUUGGAGAUAGGGGUUUGCAGGCUAAAAGCUAGAGAGACUAUCUAAAUGAAGAAACAUAGUGAGACACUGGAAAAUUCUGAGUAGAAGUAAAUCUUCUUUGCCACAUAUUCUUUGUAACCCCAGUGAUAUGCAAGUAUUUUAGUUUAAGUAGUUAAUAUGAUUACAUACAUUCUAAACCUCUCUUUAAUAACCACACAAAUACAGAAAUAUAAUGAAGAAGACGAAAAACAUCAAAUCAGAUCAAAGAGCUAGGGUUUAGUACAACAAACAGGUCUUAAAGAAAGGUCGACAAUAUUGUCAUAAUUAUAUAAAGCAUGUACCUAUAUAUGCCGCAACUUUUACUGAGUAGCUCAGUACUGGUGAACGGGAGAAAUUAUCCAGUAAUUACAUAUGUCAUAUUAUUAAGUGUUUUAGAUAACUUAGUAGAUAAUAGACUUAGCAUUGGUAAGAUAGUAAUGCUCUUAAAAGCAACACUUUGUCUUCCUGUUAAAAAUAUAUCAGCAGUAUACCAUUAUUCUCUUAAAGAUAUUGGUAUGAGGCUCUGGAUUCUAAUAUGGUUAGGAAAUACCGGUAUCUAGUUAUAUUUUCUUCCAUUGUAGAAAUGUUUAAGCAAUUUUGUUUCGACAAAACGGAGACUCUGUGUAUGAUAAUAAAUAAUAAACAUAACUUUAAGUGCAUAUAUUUUUAAAACCAUUACAUUUACGAACUAUUCUGUGGUGGAAGCCAUGAUGGUCAAAAUAUUAAAAAAACAUUAUGUCGAAGCAGCAUUCUAAAACGUUUUAAUGAGAAGAAAAUAUACGACAACAAAUAUUGAUAAAUCAGUUAUUGGUAUAAUAGUGAAAAAACUCUAUUGUUC